Messenger RNA from Plasmodium coatneyi, 1161 nucleotides. Its product is annotated as Ribosomal protein L3. Gene Ontology annotation, molecular function: RNA binding; structural constituent of ribosome. The coding region runs from base 1 to 1161 and encodes 386 amino acids. NCBI's taxonomy places the organism in Eukaryota, Apicomplexa, Aconoidasida, Haemosporida, Plasmodiidae. Gene Ontology annotation, biological process: translation; ribosomal large subunit assembly. The transcript has a single exon. Gene Ontology annotation, cellular component: cytosolic large ribosomal subunit; ribosome. The record is from RefSeq and is a predicted model, not a curated record.
AUGUCGCAUCGUAAGUUCGAGAGGCCUCGCCACGGUUCGCUUGGAUUUCUGCCAAGGAAAAGGUGCAAAAGAUUGAGAGGAAAAAUCAGAUCCUUCCCAAAGGAUGACAAGGAGAAGCCCCCCCACUUUACGGCAUUCAUGGGCUACAAAGCUGGUAUGACCCACAUCGUAAGGGAAGUAGAUAAACCAGGUUCGAAAUUACACAAAAAGGAGAUUGUAGAAGCCUGUACCAUUAUCGAAUGUGCCCCAAUGGUUGUCGUUGGAAUGGUUGGAUAUAGAGAAACACCAAAGGGACUGAGAAUACUCACCACCGUAUGGGCAAACCACGUUUCCGACGAGUUCAGAAGAAGAUACUACAAAAACUGGUACAAGAGUGACAAGAAGGCAUUUACCAAAGCUUUGAUGGUGCCCAAGCUAACCAAGGAAAGUCUCUACAAGAGGAUAGAAAAAUACUGCACUGUGUUAAGAGCCGUUUGUCACACGCAACCAUCGAAGACGCCCUUAAGCAUGAAAAAGGCACACAUCAUGGAAAUCCAAAUUAAUGGAGGUGGCAUGAAAGCGAAAAUUGACUUUUUGAAAGAACUCAUGGAGAAAAAUUUACCCGUGUCGAAUGUAUUUAAUACGAAUGAAAUGAUCGACGUGAUUAGUGUGACUAAGGGACAUGGUACGAAAGGUGUGGUCAGCAGAUAUGGCGUGAAAAGAUUACCAAGAAAAACACACAGAGGAUUGAGGAAAGUUGCUUGUAUUGGUGCAUGGCAUCCUGCCAGGGUACAAUUUCAAGUACCCAGACAUGGACAAAAAGGCUAUUUCCACCGAACUGAAAGAAAUAAAAAAAUUUACAGAAUUGGCCUUAAGAAGGAUAAAAACAACGCGUCAACCGAUGCUGAUAUUACUGAGAAGAAAAUUACCCCCAUGGGUGGCUUCCCACAUUAUGGUGUGGUCAAUGAGGAUUUUAUCUUGCUGAAAGGUUGCGUUGCUGGUACGAAGAAGAGACCAAUCACGCUGCGAAAAACAUUGGUACCACAAGUGUCGAGAGAUGCCUUAGCGGAAAUUUCACUCAAAUUUAUCGACACAUCCUCCAAGAUUGGACAUGGAAGAUUCCAAACCAGUGAGGAAAAAACUAAGUACUAUGGACCUCUGAAGAAGGACUUGAAGGCUUAA